Polistes canadensis is the source of this 5322-nucleotide messenger RNA. It is a transcript of the gene NFRKB, whose product is annotated as nuclear factor related to kappa-B-binding protein-like. Lineage: Eukaryota; Metazoa; Arthropoda; Insecta; Hymenoptera; Vespidae. The record is from RefSeq and is a predicted model, not a curated record. Gene Ontology annotation, molecular function: protease binding. The transcript is spliced from 15 exons. Gene Ontology annotation, cellular component: Ino80 complex. The coding region runs from base 451 to 5034 and encodes 1527 amino acids.
UGUUAUUAGAAUAAAACAUAAAAAUAUCGAAUAUUUCUUACUUAUCAUUGAUCCAAAAAUACGAAAAAUAUAUUUGCAGAAAAUCGUUGAUGCGUAAAAACCUUAACUUUGAUUGUAUAUUCGUAGAAUAAUGAGUUUAUUCCGAAACAGUAGGAAUCUAUAAUAGUAAUCAUGACAAGUCAAACAAUGAAUAAUAAGAUUACGUAUAAUAGUUUAAUAUGUUAUAUUACUUUUUUCGUUUAAAAAGUUAGAUAUAUGCUGGACAUUUAUUUUAUAGUCGUAAUAAUUAUAUUAUUUUAAUAUAUUCUGAAUAUCAAAUACAUCAGAAACAAAAACGAAGACACUUGCAAAUAUGGAGAUGAUUGUUCAGCUGGUGGUGAUACCGGAGGAGAAGAAGAUGAAGAUGAUGCUUCUACACAUGGAUCAGUAAGUAACAGUAGCAGUAGUGGCAUGAGUGGUAGUAGUACUUCAACUGAUAGUGGAGAAGACAGCGGAGAAGAACGAGAUUCCAGCGAUACAGAUAGUCAUAGUUCUGCGGAUGAAGAUGACGAUGAAAACGAAAAUACAGAAUAUUCAGUAAAAGCAGAAAGUUCAGAUUCUAUGAGGUGGGAAACUUGCGUUGCUGCGAAUACACGACUAAAGCUUCCACAAGAUCUUUGCGAGAAUUCAGCUAUCUUCAAAGAACUAUUAGAUUACCCGUAUUUUUGGAAUGAAUGUCUUAGUGAAAAUCAAAGAGAAUCUUUAUAUAGCUUCUUACCAACUUUUCCAAAAGAUUGUGAUAUCGAAGCUGAAAUGGAAAGAACACUGCAAAUGCUAUUCGACAGGGAGGAUCAUAGAUUUGGAGUUGCAACAUUAGAUGCAUUUCAUAAACAUCUUUUAGCUGGUUAUUAUAGACCAGAUAUCAAACGAAUGCGCAGUUUGCUGCAUAAAGCACAACAAAAAAGACUGCUUUUUGAAGAACGUAAAAGAUCAUACGAACUUGCCAAUCAGUUACUUAAAUCACGAGAGAGUUUAUUAUCUAAUGCAUAUAAACAGGGUUUUAGCCAGCCUGUACAUCGAACAAUGUCUAAAUUUCAUUGGAAGAAACCAAAACCAGCAAUGGUAUAUAGUAACUUCCCGGGGACAAUACUAACAAGCAAUCAACUGAUAGUUGAAGAGAAAACCCAGCUACGCUAUUUGGAGGAACUGAGUAUCCUGAGGACUGAACUGGGAGCUAGUGCAAGGUUAGCACCUGACACAACAUCUGAAAAUGAAGAAAAUUGUUUAUAUUAUCAACUAUCUGGAAAUAAACAAAAGAAGAAAAAGCGCUCCAUCAUGAGUCUUCAAGGACUAUCAAUCAGGGGGUUGCAGAUCAAUCAAGAAGAUGAAACUAUUCGACCUGUAUUUUCGACGUUCCAACGAACAGACUAUGCAUCAAGUAGGUCACUAUUUGUUCGUGAACGAACAGAAGAAGCAUAUCGUUUAAUGUUAACAGCUCAUAAAAAAAGAAGAGCACGAAAUGAUAUUCAUCCAGAAUUAAAUACUCAGGGUAUUGCUCUUGCUGACUUAACUCAAAGAGCACAGACUGGUCAAAAGCACAAGCUUUCAGUUAAUACUUCUAUAAGAAUUCCUCCUGCUAAGAAACGUAUUAAACAAGAACAGUCUACACUUUGUCCACCUGUACCAAAAUUAAUCAAUUCAAAUUCUAUGAAACACGAAAGUGAUAACAGUGAUUAUUCUCAUACAACAGACGAUAAUAGACAUUCUAAUGCAAUGGAUAUAGAUCACAAGUUGACACCCAUAAAAUCUGAACCUGUAGAUGUAUAUGAUAUACCUCAAGUGUCAAAGAAAAAAAUGAGCCCUGUUACUCCUAGAAGUAAUAAACCUAUUCCAAGCACAAUAGAAAUUAAGAAAGAAGUAGAAGAAAUGGACUUUGAUGAUAUCAAAUCAGAGAUUAAUACAGGCACAAAUGAUGAUGUUAUGCCAGAAACAGAGGAUGACGAGGAAAAUGAUAAAAAAGAACUUGACUUAAGUAGCAUUGACAUGAUGCAAAUACCUAUUCAACUUGACGAUGGUAUUGAUAUUCUUGAUGAUGUGAAAUGUGAGAAUGAAAGUGUUAUAACUAUGAGAGAUAAAGAAAUUUCAACACCUAGUGGAGAAGAUACUAUUGAUGUUAAUAGUGGAGCAGAAUUAAUGCAAGAAACACAUGCGUCAUUUUUCUCUUUGCUGAGAGAUGCUUUUACCUCUAAAGGAGAAUUUAGAAUGAGUACUGGAGAAAUAAAGGAUGCUAUCACACAAUGGCAAGGAAAUCCAAUUUCACCACUAAAUGACUGGUAUUCCUUGGCAUCCUCAUGGCCGUCAUUAGUUCCAUUAGCUUUAGGAUUUCUUGCCGGUGAAUUAACAUAUUCUCAAGAAUUGGAACAACAGCAGGAACGGGAACAAGAACUUGUUCCAUACUUAGAAAAUAAAGGUAGUGGUGUAUAUGCCUGGAUUGGUGCAGGCAGAGAUUCUGAUUCUCGUCUGUUAGAUUUGUGUACAAGAUUUCUAAUGCACAGAGACUCGCUAGGGCCAUCUUAUAUUUCAUCAGCUGUUGCUUCUGUGAAACAAAUAUCACAGUUAUCAACGUCAAGUAAUAAUAACAAUAAUGGAAACAAUACAACCAAUGGAAACACUAGAAGUGGAAGCCCUGCAGUCGAAUCAAUUAAUAUUGAUACGAGUUCUCUUGGAUCUAUUACAGAAUGGGAACCACCAAGAGCAUUAUGGCCUACAGAAUGGAAAGUCCGACCUUCUACAAUAGAAGAACGCGAAGAGUUUAGAAGACAAGAACAAAUGCGAUAUGCAGCACCUCAUAAAGCAUUUACUUAUCGCAUGCAUGGAUAUGCAUCUGUAGUGGGACCAGUCAAAGGCAUUUAUCAACAUAACGUUGGAUCUGGAUUAACUAAACCACGAGGGCAUUCUUUAUUAGUAGCUGAUCGACCAAAUUUUGUAACAAUCUUAGCAUUAGUCAGAGAUGCCACAGCUCGAUUACCAAAUGGAGAAGGAACUCGCGCUGAUAUAUGUCAGUUAUUAAAAGAUUCUCAGUACAUCAGAGAACAAGGAGAAAGUGAUGAUAAAGAAGGGUAUUUACAUUCAGUUGUGUCAGGUGCUUUAGACAGAUUACAUUAUGAAACAGACCCAUGUGUUAGAUAUUACCCUCGGCGUAAAGAGUGGCUAUAUCUUCACAGAGCACGUUCAGAAUCGGAAUUUGAAAUGUAUCAUCAACAGCUACAAGGUGUAGCAAAAAAUAAAAAAAAUGUAGGAAAUACAUCACGAAAUAAAUUAUUACAAGCGUCUAUCAAACCUAUCAUACAUAAGGAGCAAUCUCCUAAUAGUAGCAAAGAAACUACUCCCAAAAAAGAAAGGCGUGCUGUUACUGUGGUUCAACCAGUUAUAACUCGAAAAGAACAACGUAAAACUGAUGAAAAAGUUACUGUUGAUCAUUCAACUUCUUCUGAACAACCAGUUGUUAAUACAACAACAUUAACAACAAUCAAUGCAUCAACAUCAGCUAUUUCUACCGCUACUAGUACUGCUAGUACUACUGUGUCUGUAGCAACGGUUCCAAGCUCUUCUACGCUAACGACAACAACUAACAUAGAAAGGAAUAAUGUAAUUUCUGAAGUUAAAACUUUAACGGCGUCAAAUACGAUUAAAAAAGUAACUAAUAUAGGAGGAAAACCAGUUGCAGUGGUAAAAACGAAUGCGACACAAAGUUUAUUGCAAUCAAGUCAACAGCAUUUUCCUCAUCAUCAAAUACAAGUGUCCACAUCUGCAGGACUGCAGACUAUAAGAUUGUCAGGACAUUCUGUACUUCAUUCUGCUCAACCUACUUCAACAAAUACCAGUUCUUCUUGUAUAGGAAACACUACGACAAACUUAGCAACAAUAUUUCCUAAUGCUAAAGUUCAAAAUCAACAACAACCACAAACUGUGGUAACAAGUCAAACUGGAAAGAGCAUUUUGCAAACUUCUAAUAUAAAACAACAAUCUCAGCAACCACAUGUAUUGCCUGGCAAAACAUUGCUGGCAUCUCAAAUAAAAUUAGUGAGCUCAGGACAAAUAAAAUCAUUACUCACAGGACAUGGCCUUCAAGGUCAAACGAUAUUCAUUAAACAGUCAUCUCCAUCAAAUAAUCAAUCUCAACAAUUACAGCAACAACAAUUAAAGCAACAGCAGCAACAACAACAACAACAACAGCAACAACAACAACAACAACAACAACAACAACAACAGCAACUUCAAAGAGUUGUGACUAAUCAGCAACAACAAAUACAGCCAUCAGGAAUGCAACGUAUAAUUGCACAAAUAGGCGGUAAACCGAUUGCUGUGCAAAUACAACAAUCUCCGCAUCAAUCACAGCAGCAACAACAACAGCAAAAGAUACUAGCAAAGGUUUUAACUAGUACAGGUGGAGGACAACUUAUCUCUGUAGAAAGUUUACUUGCACAAAAAGGGUUAAAACUAGCAACCAAUACUUGCCAUACAAACCAAUUAAAUAGACAAGGAAAACAAGUCAUACAAACUCAGUAUCAGGUAGUGUCACAGGGUCAAACAUCUUCGGUACAAUCGAAAAUUAUUGCUAGUACACAUCAACAAUCUCAGUCACCUCAAACUCAAACAGUCAGAAUGGUCACAGCGCAAAUUGCUGGAAAACCUAUUGUCCUGGCAAGUGGAAAUAAAAGUGUUGGCGUUGGAGUAAGUGGGAGUGGAAACGUAGUUCUUGGAAAACAACAAAACCCACAACAACAACAAAGCCAACAGCAACCAAUAAUUCUGCCAAGUCAGUUGCUAAAUAUUAAAACGUUACAUGGUCUUAAGGUGAUACCAACGCCUACAGGACUGAAGACAACAGGUGCAGCGGUAUACGCUAGAGUUAUCGCGCCGACAACAAUCUCUUCAACAGUAAAUCAACAACAACAACAACAACAACAACAACAACAACAGCAGCAGCAGCAACAACAACAACAAUCUGCUCAAACACAAUCGUCAAAGAACAAUUCACAUAGCACACCUUGACAAAAUUAAUAUGGUAUUGUUUUAUUCUAUACUUUUUCUUUGUUUCGUCCGUUUAUAUUUUGAAUACUUUAAAACUAUUACAGGUAUAAACCACGUAUGAUUUACUUGUAAAACUGUAGUUAAAAUAUGUAGCACUUCAUUGUUGCAUUGAAUUUAAUAUUUACAACAGAAAGUGUUGAACACAUAGAAAUUUCAAAUUUUUCAUACAACACACACUAAAACAGAACAACAGCUUUGUACGAAUAGGAAUGAGGUGAUGGAUAAUAUAUGAUUCAUAAAUGAAAAAAA